Molecule: messenger RNA, 836 nt
Organism: Anoplopoma fimbria (sablefish)
Lineage: Eukaryota; Metazoa; Chordata; Actinopteri; Perciformes; Anoplopomatidae
Gene: tagln3b
Product: transgelin 3b
Exons: 4
Coding region: 35-634 (199 amino acids)
Molecular function (GO): protein binding
Source: RefSeq, a predicted model, not a curated record
ACACUUCAUUAAAAAGAGUGUUGCGAGAGCUGCCAUGGCGAACAGAGGGCCCAGCUAUGGACUGAGCCGAGAGGUGCAGGAGAAGAUCGAGCAGAAGUACGACCAAGACCUGGAGCAGCGUUUGGUGGACUGGAUCGUUGGACAGUGUGGAGGGAACCUGGAGAGGCCACAGACGGGCAGAGAGAACUUCCAGAAAUGGCUGAUGGAUGGAACAAUCCUCUGUCGGCUCAUCAACAGCCUUUAUCCAAGGGGGAAGGAGCCUAUCAAGAAGAUUCCAGAGACACAGAUGGCCUUCAAACAAAUGGAGAAGAUCUCUCAGUUCCUGCAAGCAGCUGAAGCUUAUGGAGUCACAACCACGGACAUAUUUCAAACUGUGGACCUCUGGGAAGGAAAGGACAUGGCAGCAGUGCAAAGAACUCUCAUGGCUCUGGGGAGUGUGGCGGUCACUAAGGACGAUGGUCAUUACAGGGGUGACCGAGACUGGUUCCACAGGAAAGCCCAGGGAUAUCGGCGAGAGUUCAGCCAAGAACAACUCCGCCAAGGUCAGAGUUUGAUCGGCCUGCAGAUGGGCAGCAACCGCGGGGCCUCCCAGUCCGGUAUGACGGGCUACGGUAUGCACCGUCAGAUCAUGUAGACCACUCACUAACUAACCUCCUCCCCCUGCUUCUAGACCUUAUUUUCUACUAAGGUUGUAGCCCCGAUAUACCUCCAUGUCCUCUCUAGCACCUGCCAUGUUAGCCUCGAAUAUCCUUGAAUUGCUGCUUUCCCAAACUGUGUUCUAUCUAAAAAGAAAAAAAAUGAUGUCAAAUACUCUCUUCCUGUUCCUCUUUUCCCAU